Larimichthys crocea (large yellow croaker) is the source of this 1515-nucleotide messenger RNA. RefSeq names its product proline-rich protein 5-like. The record is from RefSeq and is a predicted model, not a curated record. Gene Ontology annotation, biological process: TORC2 signaling. Lineage: Eukaryota; Metazoa; Chordata; Actinopteri; Sciaenidae. The transcript has 8 exons. The coding region runs from base 284 to 1285 and encodes 333 amino acids. Gene Ontology annotation, cellular component: TORC2 complex.
CGUUAGCUCGUGUAGCUUGUUGUCCGCAGCCUCCAGCAGCUGCCGCCUGUUGAGCGGCGGCUCAGGCGGCUCAGGAGGCUCAGGAGGCGGGCUGCGUGUGAGCGGAGGUCCGGGACAGACGGACCGGAGCGGCCAGACCGGAGGAAGAGCUCCUGUCGCACUUUAACUCUGUUUAUUAGACUGUUUGUUUUGGCGGGAAGUGAAGUGGAGAAUGAGCUGGUGAUGGUGAAGAAGAGCUUUGAGGACUGUGGACGCGUUUCUUCAUCAGGAGCAGCCAGGGUGCAUGAUGGGAUCUUUCCGGCGUCCCAGGCCUCGGUUCAUGAGUUCUCCGGUUCUGUCGGACCUCGCCCGGUUCCAUGCCAGCUCACCUGCGCUACAGCUCUCCAACACCAGCGUGUGGAACAGCGUCCAAUCAGCUGUGAUCAAGGUGUUCCAAGGCGGAGCUCUGCAGUCUAACGAGCUGUACACGCUUAACGAGAGCAUCAGGUGGCUCCUUAAAACUGAGAUGGGCUCCUUCAUCACAGACUACUUCCAGAACCAGCUGCUGACCCGAGGUCUGUCUGAUGUUCUGGAUCAGGUCCUCCUUCACUCAGGUGACGAGCAGCUCGUUGUCCUCGCCGACAUGUGGGACAGAUUCUUCACAGAGAUCCUGCCAACCCUGCAGGCCAUCUUCUACCCAGUCCAGGGUCAGGAGCUCACAGUCAGGCAGAUGGCCCUGCUCGCCUUCAGAGAUCUGGUUCUGUUGAAGCUCCACCUGGAGGAGACUCUGUGCGGUGCAGCCUCCGUCCCUCCAGCCGUCACACAGAUGCUGCUGGUGCUGCAGGUAAACAGUUUCUAUACUCUGUGUACUCUGUGUACUGUCUGUGUACUCUGUGUACUCUGUGUACUAAACCCGGACAGAACAUUUCUUCUGUCUCUUCCAGAGUCUCGCCACCUGCGCUCAUCGGGGUCGUUGCUUGGCGACCAGUCCCAGCCCGAGAUCAUGGUCACUCAGCAUCACAACGCGUCGGACUCGGCGUCUCUAGCUCCGCUGGUGGAGCAGGAGGGCGAGGCGUACCUGGAGAAGUCCGGCGGUGUACGGCGCCACACAGUGGCCAACGCGCACUCCGACGUCCGGUUACUGUCUGCGUCGGGCAGGUUGCAUGAUGGGACGCAAGACAACAACGGUGUGGGAGGGGACGAAGGAGGCGUGGGGUUUCUGGUCGGGGACGGGCCAAUGGAUCCCAGGCCGUUCUUCAGCCAACCGGACAUGGUGGAGCCGCCAAGGGGAGGAGUCAUCUGUUGAUGACACUAUGGGGGGCGGGGCAGGAAGUGACAGGAUGUAAAAAAAAACAAGGACAGAAAAGAGGAGAAACAGGGACUCUGACUCUGGACUCUGAUCCAGGUCAGGCCGUGUGUCUGCAGGUUUGUACAGACAGAACUGGACUGCUGGUUCUGGUUCUGCUCAGGUCAUGUACAUAAAAUGUUCUGUUUUAAAGUUGUUGAUGAAUAAUAAAGUCUAAUUACACAAAUUCA